Molecule: messenger RNA, 3453 nt
Organism: Polyodon spathula (Mississippi paddlefish)
Lineage: Eukaryota; Metazoa; Chordata; Actinopteri; Acipenseriformes; Polyodontidae
Product: Fc receptor-like protein 5
Exons: 18
Coding region: 65-2815 (916 amino acids)
Biological process (GO): cell surface receptor signaling pathway
Molecular function (GO): transmembrane signaling receptor activity
Source: RefSeq, a predicted model, not a curated record
UUAAGGAAACUGAGGUUUUCUAUAAAGAGCAGUUGUGUUGCAGUUUCGUUUAGUUCCAGGCAGAAUGCGGGCUGGGAAACUCUACCUUGUGAUGUUGCUGACCACAGUGGCCUGCUUUGGAGACGAUACAGAGCUGCCCCAGGCUACACUCACCCUGGAGCCUCCACUCCCAGAGAUAUUCACCGGGGAGGCAGUCACUCUGAGGUGUGGGGUUCAGGGGGGUUCUGCUGGCUGGAAAUAUCUCUGGUUCAAAGACAGUGAGGACACUCCAGUGCUCCAGACUGCGGGCUGCAGUAUAACUGAUCACAGCUACACCAUCACUGCAGCUGCUGUAUCUGACCAGGGCCAGUACUGGUGUCGAGGACACAGAGCAGAUGAGCCACUCUCCUCACAGCUCAGUGAUAAAGUGAUAUUAAACAUAACUGAACGACCCCAGGCUGUGCUGACCCAGGAGCCUGCAUGGACACAGCUAUACGAAUCAGAGAGUGUUACACUGAGAUGUCAGGUUCCGGGGCAUUACAGUGGCUGGACAUUUACAUGGUACAAAGAUGGGAUAAACCAGGAUUCCUACAACAGAAUAGAUGGUGAUAGAUACACAAUUAGCUCUAUUACUCAAUACCACAGUGGGAAAUAUACCUGUAAAGGUGAAAGGAGAGAUAACAUAUCGUACUCUAAAACAAGCGAUGCUCUCACACUGACAGUAUCAGCUGACAAGCCAAAGUCUGCACUGACCCGGGAGCCUGCAAGAGAGAUAUUCGAAGGAGACACAGUGACCCUGAGCUGUAGGGUUGAGGGGGGCUCUGAUGGCUGGAGAUAUCUCUGGUAUAAAGACAGUCAGUCCAGUACUCCAGUGUACCAGACUGACAGCAGCAGUGGAACUGGAGCCGGAUACACAAUCAGUGCUGCUGCUGUGUCUCACAGUGGAGAGUACUGGUGUCGAGCUGAAAGGGGGAGCAAACCGUUUUACUCACAAUACAGCAAUGCUGUCAGGAUACAAGUAUCACAGCUGUUCAGCACACCCACUCUGACAGUGAAACCUGGUGCCUCAGUGUGGGAGGGAGAGGAUGUGUCUCUGCAGUGUGGGGCUCAGAUAUAUAAACAGGGCACACAGCUGCAGUACCGCUAUAGCAAAGACAAUGAGGAUCUGAGAGGAGCUGGAUCACAGUACUCAAUCCCAGCGGCAGGGCUGAGAGACACAGGGAGAUACCAGUGUGAGGUGGAGGCAGCAGGGACGGGGGUGAAGAAAAGGAGUGAUUCUGUGGCACUGACUGUGAAAGAACGACCCCAGGCUGUGCUGACCCAGGAGCCUGCAUGGACACAGCUAUACGAAUCAGAGAGUGUUACACUGAGAUGUCAGGUUCAGGGGCAUUACACUGACUGGAGAAUCACAUGGUACAAAGAUGGGAGGAAAGUUCCAGUAUACGAGGAUUAUUACAGAAGAAUAGAUGGUGAUAGAUACACAAUUAGCUAUGUUACUAGAUACCACAGUGGGAAAUAUACCUGUAAAGGUGAAAAGAGAGAUAACAUAUCGUACUCUAAAACAAGCGAUGCUCUCACACUGACAGUAUCAGCUGACAAGCCAAAGCCUGCACUGACCCGGGAGCCUGCAGGAGAGAUAUUCGAAGGAGACACAGUGACCCUGAGCUGUAGGGUUCUGGGGGGCUCUGAUGGCUGGAGAUAUCUCUGGUAUAAAGACAGUCAGUACAGUACUCCAGUGUACCAGACUGACAGCAGCAGUGGAACUGGAGCCGGAUACACAAUCAGUGCUGCUGCUGUGUCUCACAGUGGAGAGUACUGGUGUCGAGCUAAAAGGGGGAGCAAACCGUUUUACUCACAAUACAGCAAUGCUGUCAGGAUACAAGUAUCACAGCUGUUCUCCAGGGUGACUCUGUCAGCCUCUCCGAGAGCCACAGUGAAGGAGGGAGAGGCUCUUAACCUGACCUGUGAGGCAACAAUGAACAAACCCCCCCGCACUCAAAUCCACUACACCAUUCUGAGAGACGGGGAGCCUGUGAUUAACAGCACUGGCCCUGCACUGUACAGCAUAGCCAGCACUGAGAUGAGCCACGCUGGGAGCUACACGUGUGCUGUGGAGUCACAGGGAGUGAGGAAGAGCAGCCAGGAGUUACACAUUGAAGUGCAAAAGUCCUGGUCGUGGAUCACUGUUCCUCUCAGUGUCUCGCUGGCUUCGAUCAUUUUUAUUCUGGUCACAAUAUUGCUGUGCUACCAAUACAAGACAAAAGGUUUUCUUUUCACUGCUGCCAAAUUGAGGCGCCCUGCUGAUCAGACUCCUGCACAGCCCUUGAGAGGAAUGGAGCUCUCCAGACUUGGACAACAGCCUGGUAACUGCACCACAUCCAAAACAGAGACCGUAUACGCAGAAGUAAUGCCGUGUCAACAGAACCAAGCUGUGCAUGUCACUGACACCCCCUCAGCAUCCAAUGGUGACGAAAUCCUUUACUCUACGAUUGACUUAAAGAAUACAAAGCCAGCUAAACCCAGAUCAAAACGCGACUGUGAUGCCCUGUACUCUGCUGUCCUUGUCAAGAAGCGAGAAGAUAACCCCAGUGCUGCAGACAACAGUGAUACCCUUUAUUCAGAGCUCGACAUGAAGAAUGUGAAGAAGAAGGGCAAACCCGCAGCAGGUAAUGCAGAGUCAUGUAUGCCACAGUCCUCCCAAAGAAGAAAAAGAAAUAAAGGACGAGGGUCCCCGGGGAUGAGAGCCAGCCUGAAUCCGGAGACACUGAGAAGGAGUGCAUGUCAGAGAUCACAGUCCCUCCUGAAGUUAGAGACUGGGAUUCAGGCCUGCUCCUAGCUACUGAACUGGUUGAUUGAUUUAGGACAACGUUCCUGGGCCAGUCUACAGAUAAGAAAAACAUUGGACUUUUACAGUGCAAACACAUUAUAUUUGAUAACAACGACACAUACAAAUUAUGUAUCUAUUAAAAACACAUCAUUUGGAAAAAUUGAUUAAAGCUUGAAAUAUAAUUAAUAUACUAUAUAAAUGCAUAUAAUAGAAUACAGUAUAUACAGUACCCCCCUUUAUAAUGCUGUCGUUGGGAGCCAUACUGUAGGUAUGAGAGUGCAGUUUGUGUUCCACCUGAUAGCCAGAUCACAGGUCUUACUGUAAUGGGAAAUAGGAGCCACAAUCAUACCACUUUAUAACUCGUUCCGUGGUGUACCACAGAAUAACUAGAACGACCAUCUCACAGUGAGACAGGAUUAUUUCAAAUGAAGUCAUGAUAAUGAUGUCAAAGAUAAUCACAGCAACCCAAUAUAGAUAGAUUUUCAAACAGGGGGACGUUUUGUUCUGCGUCUGCUCAACGGCCCUGCUGACCUUGUGCUCCAGUGUAAAAACAAGAUAUGCAAACUGCUCGAGUACCUUGGAGCUCUUAAUAUAACCAGCGACUUUUUUUUAUUUCUUUGUAUUUGUUGCUUUUAAAUAUUUUUUGG